GUUCACUGCCAGGGUGCCUUUCCCCUAAUAAAAUAAGGACAAUGCAGAUUAAAGGGGUUUUUCAUCUUCAGGGGCCUAUUGGGCAGAUCCCGACAUGUCGCCAGACCUGUGGAGGUAAACAUACUUACCUGCUCCCUACUACUUGGUUCUGGCUUCUUCUCUCCCCCACCGUCAGACUCUGGUCCCCAUGUGUCAACAUCCAAUUUGCUGGUGAGGGACUAUGGACUUCAGCAUUGGAGUGGUGGAAGAUUUAAAAGAAUCUAUACCUUGAGAUUGAACCGGAAACCAUUACAACACCAGAGAAGACUGAAUUCCACAGUGAUCAGCCUGAAGCAGAGAUCACCGUCCAAAUCACUGACUCUGUUCGCAUAAUAUAAUGUAUGAAGCAGGAGUAGGAAGCUUCUUUUUUGUUCUUGUGUAUUUGCUGAAAUUAGCUGUUCUGCAGUAUGUUGAGGAUGAUGAGUGCCUUGGUCAUUGUCCUAGGAACAACUACACAAAUAUGGAUUCAUCAUUACCAAAAGAUAAAGCGAAUAUUUCUGAUGACAUAAGACAAAGACACCUACCUGAACUGUGGCCGUUAUCAAAUCAAUCUGUGCAAUAUUUCUGUGCAGUGCAGCAGAACAGAACAUAUGAAGUAAAGAACUUCCCACUGAAAGAGAAGAGUGGUCCAUACUGUAAUGUUUCCUCUUCAGCAGAAUCAUUAAGAAAAACUUUGGGAGACCCUGUAAUAAUAACUAUUCCUGAUUUGUAUAACACCUGCAAUUACUUUACAAGUUGGUAUAAGGACUGUAAAGAGUAUGUGAAGAAUACAAGUGAAGUAUCAUUUACAUCUGUACAGCAGUCAGACUCCGCUGUAUACACAUACAUUAUUACCCAUAUGUACAAUGGGGAACACUACAGUGUUUGUGGGAAGAUAUGGCUUAUAGUUACAGCACAGAAAAAGAAGAAACUGACGAACAACCGAAUUGCUAGGUUAAAAAGACAAAGCCGAAGUUCAAAAGGCCAUAGAGAAAAUAUAAUGCCAAGAAUCUUAGGUAUUGGGAAUAAAACAAUAGUAGAAGUAGAAAUUGGAAAAAAUUAUAGCAUUAAAUGUGAAGCAUCAAUUACAAAAACUGACCAAAAAAAUGCACAUCUUUACUGGGUAAGAACAAACAGAAGUAACAUUGACAAUCCUGAUGACAUUUUGGAUCCAUGUACUUCAACCAUGAGCAAAACUUGCACAGGGAAAAUAGAAUCCACAAAUUCUACUCAGAGUACUGACCUGUACUUAAUAAAUCUAAGUGAUGAUGAUAUAAACUAUCCAUAUAUAUGCAAAUUGGACUCCUUUAAAGGCGGAGACAUGAGACUAUUUGAGCUCAAAUUAAAAGAUAAGAGCCAAGAUCUUUCUAAGAACGUCUUCACAAAAUCAAUUAUUGCAUCUAUCAUUUGCUCUGUCUUAAUUGUUUUUCUGAUCUGCUUGUGCAUAAUGUUCAGGAUGCAAAUUGUUCUCUUAUACCGCAGUUUAACUGGAGUAGAUGAGACUAUUGGAGAUGGAAAAGAAUAUGAUGCUUACCUGUCUUUUGAAAGUUCUUCCUCCUGUGAAUCAGAUGAAAGACAUUUUGUAUACCAGACUCUUGCUCCAAUCUUAGAAGAUAGUUUUGGCUAUAAACUUUGUAUUUUUGAGAGAGAUGUAGUUCCUGGAGGAGCUCAGGUUGAUGACAUGAACUCAUUUCUUGAAAAGAGCAGAAGAUUAAUCAUUGUGUUAUGCAAUGACUUCCCUUCAUGCAAAGCAAUGUAUGAACUUGAGAGUGGUUUACACAAAGCGAUGGUGGAGAGGAAGAUUAAAGUCAUUUUGAUUGAAUCCACACCUUUAAGUGAGCAAAGCUUCCAGCUAGAAUCUCUGCAACUUCUUAAGAUGAAAAAUAGAGUCAAAUGGAAAGGGGAUAAGUCUCGUCCUCUUAAUUCACAAUUUUGGAAACAAAUCCAAUAUUUAAUGCCAGCAAAGCCUAUCAAGUCAAGUAGUCGUUUUUCCACACUAAAAGCAAUAUCGGUAGAUGUUAGUGGAGAAAUGUCCUGAGGCAUGAGUAGUUAAAAAUCUCUUCAAAAUUGAUCCAGGACUGACAUAAUUUUAUUUUUUCAUGGCUAAAUGGUGGAAUUUCUGAGCGACUUUAAAAUGAGUAGUUACUUUUUUCCUCUACUGAGUAAUAUUAAAAGCACCUGGAAACCUGUUAAUUGUUCAUUAAGGUUUGGAUUACUCUUUAGAAGAAUUGUCUUACCAAAACUUGGUGUGUAGCUCUAGCCUAAAGUAGACCAAUUAUGAUAUACAAUAUUUAUUGUACACUCCAUAACAGUGAAGUUGCACCAAGAAGGACAUGCCGUAAAAUCGAGGAAUUAGCAGGUGUCAUUGAGAUCACAUUUUCAAGCACCUAGCUCUAAUCUGUGGCAUAUGGAAGAGCCAUACAAGCCAGAUUGAAAGCAGUUUUUAUCUACAUAAAACCUCAAAAAUCGGAUCAAAUUAUGUGGUAUAUUUGUGUGAUGUCUCCUAUUUGCUGACUUGCCAGUUAUUACCACUUGUCGUAAACUAAGAAGGACAGAAUUUAUAAACUUAUGGACCUUUGUUUAUUAGGCAGAUUGCUAUGCGCCUAGGCGUCAGCACCGCAUGCCUCAGUGGUUGGGAGAACAGUGACGAAUUGGAAUAGCAGCAAGCAGUGCACAGAGGUGUACCUCUGCAUGGAUGGACCAUCUAACUUAGAAGUAUGGCGUGUUUUAAUCCAUUCUGAACGGCAAGUGAAAGUAGACAUCACAUCUCAGGUGAACAGGUGGCAAACAGUGUCUACACAAACCAUCAGAAGGAUUUUGCAUGAUAUAGGGCUAUGAGCCAAUCAUCCAGCUACAGAUGUUCCAUUGACCUCAUGCCACCGCUCUCAAAGACUAUCAUGGUGCACAGCAAGACAGUGAUGGAGGCUGGCCUAGAGUUUUAUUCUCUGCAACGAAAAGGCCCGCUUUUGUCUCGGAUGUAGACAUAGUCAGACAUUGGUCUAGGGAUUACAUGGGAAACGCCAUGAAGAGGCCUUCACAAGGGAACAUCACACUGGUCCUACUCUCAUGAUUAUGGUGGCAAAAUGUAUGGUAGCCAGACUCCUAUAGUUUUCAUUUCAGGUACACUAACAGCUUGCUAUUAAAUUGAUUUGGUUGUGGAACCAGUGGUAUGGCCAUUUAUCCAAAAUGUCCAAUUUUUCAACAUGACACCAGGCAACAUGUUCCUCAUCCUACUGUGAGCAGCCUGUGUGGUAUAAAUGUGCUACCAUGGCCUGCAGUGUCUCCAGACUUGUUUCCCAUCAAGCACAUCUGGGACGUCACUGGUUGCAAUUUCAAAGGGAGUUGUCAGCAGCAGAUCUUGAUGACUUGUGUGCCCAAGUGCAUUCAGUGUCGCAGAACAUUCCUCAGACAACCAUUAAUAACCUCAUUAAUAGCAUGCCAAGGUGUGUAAAUGGGUGUAUUUCUGCAGCUGGCACUCGAUACUGGAUAAAAUUAGAUGUUUUGUUUCCAUUUUUUAUUUGCAUAUCAUUAACAUGUUUAUCAAUCCUGUGAUCUCCAUAAUUUCCAUAAUUUUCCUUCUUAGUGUAGAUUAUUUGGUUUGCAUAUAGGGCAUAAUAGAAAUUAUAUUCAAAACAGAGACAAAACUGUGUUCCUACAGGCCCCUGCUCUCCAAUGAAUGAUCAGUUCAGUUUGCUUACAGCCAGACAGGCAAAUGCUUUCUAAACCAGGUCAUUCAGGGGGAAGAGCUUACAAUAAUUGUACAUACCUGUAACAAAAAAUAUUAACAUUUCUUAAAUUAGGAAUGAACUGAUGAGGGGGUCAUUUUUAAGUCUGGCUUUGCUUUGUGAACCUGAACCAAAUUUAUGAAGUGGUGCACCGUAAUAAUAUAUGUAGCAUGAGUGCUAUGUGGUUUACACCUUUAGGUUUAAACUACACUAGGGGGUUGCCUGGUGUGGGUUGCACCUUCUUUGCGUCUUUUGCAAACGUCGCACAUAGUAAAUGAGCCAUGAUCAAGGUCUAAUCUCACUUUUAGCUCAUAAACAUAGACCACUGUGACAAAUGGCGAGGAUCACUAAGUAUAGCAAAUUUAACAAAUGCAGAAGAAAAUGUGACAGUUGUCAUAACUUUCUCGUUUUUUAGACCACAAAACUAACAUAUCUAAUUUGAUAAAUCUCCCCGAGUGCUUAUUACAUGUAUUCUAUUUAUGUAUUUAUUUAUUUUACAUAUGUACUGUGUACAAGUGCCUGUUUUGUGUUGGCAGAAAGGAGUAGGCACAGGGAAUCUACUUUCUUCAUGUCUUCACUCCCAUAUUAACCAAAACAAUCCAACAGGAUUUAUUCGAAUGAAUUAGCAAUAUACCCAUACUAUUGCCAAUAUUCUCUUUAAAGGGGUUGUCUGGGUUCAGAGCUGAACUCAGACAUACCCAGAAUUUCACCCAUGCAGCCCCUCUGACAAGAGCAUUGGAGCAUUU
This is a messenger RNA of Bufo bufo (common toad), 4489 nucleotides long. It is a transcript of the gene IL18R1, whose product is annotated as interleukin 18 receptor 1. The record is from RefSeq and is a predicted model, not a curated record. Gene Ontology annotation, biological process: signal transduction. The transcript has 12 exons. NCBI's taxonomy places the organism in Eukaryota, Metazoa, Chordata, Amphibia, Anura, Bufonidae. The coding region runs from base 377 to 2056 and encodes 559 amino acids.